This is a messenger RNA of Octopus bimaculoides (California two-spot octopus), 1584 nucleotides long. RefSeq names its product protein spinster homolog 1. NCBI's taxonomy places the organism in Eukaryota, Metazoa, Mollusca, Cephalopoda, Octopoda, Octopodidae. Gene Ontology annotation, molecular function: transmembrane transporter activity. Gene Ontology annotation, cellular component: membrane. Gene Ontology annotation, biological process: transmembrane transport. The record is from RefSeq and is a predicted model, not a curated record.
AUGUUCUCCUCAUCUGCCGGAGGAGGCAGCGACAACAAUCGCAGUCCUAGCAUCAACACCAUUUUGCCUUACGUAUCAGUCGAAGGACAAACCAUUCCGGCGCCCGAACUGAUCAACGAUGCUUCAGACACGGCCCCGAUCGUCGAUUCGGAUGAGGGUCGCAGUUUCGAGAGCGAUGCCACUAAUCCGACCGUACAGGUGCUCUCCUCGAACCCGAUCAACUCACGGAGGGCCUACAUUUCCGUCGGGAUCCUCUUUGCCAUCAAUCUUCUCAACUAUAUGGACAGAUAUACCAUUGCAGGUGUAUUACACAGUGUACAAAGCUUUUAUGGGGUCAACAAUACGAAACUGGGACUCUUGCAGACGGCCUUCAUCGUCAGUUACAUGUUGUUCUCUCCGAUAUUCGGUUACAUUGGAGACCGCUACAAUCGCAAAUACAUCAUGGCUUGUGGCAUAUUCUUCUGGUCUUGUUUGACCCUGGCAGGGUCGUUUGUUGGCAGAGAUAAAUUUCAUCUGUUCCUCUUCCUUCGAGCCCUCGUUGGCAUCGGUGAGGCCACCUACUCCACCAUAGCUCCAACCAUUAUUGCUGACCUUUUCGUCAAAGAUAUGCGAUCUCGGAUGUUGAUGGUUUUUUAUUUUGCUAUCCCGGUUGGCAGUGGACUCGGUUACAUCGUUGGUUCAAACGUUGCCUCUGCUAUCGGUAAAUGGCAGUACGCUCUCAGGGUCACACCCCCACUUGGUAUAAUCUGUACCGUGCUGAUUGUCUUUCUUCUGGUUGAGCCUGAGAGGGGGUCCAGUGAAGGGGGUACCCACCUCAAGAACACCUCAUACCUCACAGACAUAAAGGCUCUUCUCAAAAAUAAAAGUUUCCUGUUCUCAACUAUUGGCUUCACAUGUGUUGCAUUUGUGACGGGAGCGUUGGCCCUUUGGGCUCCCUAUUUUAUGUAUGAUGCCAUACGUCUCUUGGAUGGAUCAGCAGAAAUGGCAGACGUUAGCCUAAAGUUUGGCGUCAUCACGUGUGCAGCUGGUUUCAUUGGUGUUGCUGCUGGCUCUGUUGCUGCACAGUAUUACAGGAGACGAAACCCUCGAGCGGACCCUCUCAUCUGUGCAAACGGGAUACUGUUGUGCACCCCGUUCUUAUUCUUUACCCUGGUUACCAUGCAGUAUUCCAUCACAGCCUCUUGGGUUUUAAUAUUUAUUGGGGAGACGUUUUUGUGCCUCAACUGGGCAAUUGUGGCAGAUAUUUUAUUGUAUGUGGUCAUUCCUACAAGACGGUCACUUGCUGAGUCAUUUCAAAUCAUUAUUUCCCACAUGUUUGGUGAUGCUGGCAGCCCUUAUUUGAUUGGAUUGAUCUCCGACCACCUGUCCUCGACCUACCCCGAGUACAUGCAAAAGACCAACUUCCUGCAGUUCAUCACACUCCGUGCUGCCCUCUACAUUACAUGUUUUGUCUGUGUCCUCGGUGGCGCGGCCUUCUUUGCUGCGGCACUUUUUGUAGAAAAAGACAAAGAAAGAGUCGACAAUCUCAUCCGAGGUAUUGAAGAAGACACAGAUGAGGAGACUAUUCCACCCGAAGUUCUCUAA